AUGCCUAAUGUAAUACAGAAAAAUCCCAUCCUCGCUAGUUCUGGCGAGGAAGAUCUUAGGUAUAAUGAAUCCUGGCUUCCAUGGCAUUCCCAAAUCCUUGUUGUCACGACCCUCAUUUUCUUCCUCGAAGUAGGACUCUGUUGGCGACUGAUGGCGAUUAGUUUCUACCUUACCUAUUGUUACUUUAUUUAUAUCUACGGGCUAUUCUGCCAGCCGCGCUGGUCUCAUACGUUGAAGGCAACCGUACAUUCCGUUGUCUUUGGGCUUCUAGUGUCCUGGUGCAUAGCGUCAACACCGCUCCAUACUCCAUAUGCUGUACAUCCCAUCUUCAGGAAUACGGAGAUUAUUUAUACCGCCGGACACAGCACUCUGGUUGAUAUUAUUGCCAUCCAUGGCCUUGGAUCUAACCCCGAUAGCGCUUGGACCUACAGGAUGGAUAACGGAAGUGAUAUAUUCUGGCUGAGAGACUUGUUGCCAACAUUCGAGGGUUUCCAGAAUAUUAGAGUGGCGAAAGUGAACCAUCAGACACGAUGGGACUCCAAUGCUGCUGACAUGAGAUUACAAGAGCAUGCAUCUGAACUCUUAGACCAUAUCCACAGCUUACAUAGAGCUAAUCCUAAGCGACCUAUAAUCUUCAUCGCUCACAGUUUUGGAGGGAUACUUCUGAAAAAGGCUCUACUACUCGCUAAAGCUCGCUCAAAAGACGUCGCGACGAUGACUAGAGGAAUUAUAUUUCUCGGUGUACCUCACCAGGGUAGCAACGCUGCUUUUCUAGCAUCAUGUUUGUCCUGUUUAGCUUAUUUCAGAGGAUCAUCAUCCACCAUGCUCGAACUCAUGUCCGUAGAUGGCACAGAACUCUUAGACCUCGAGUCAGAAUUCUACGAUGCAUACGUCACCCAGUACCACUUUGGGGAUAUCCAGCCGUAUAUUUACGAUAUUAUUGAAAAGAGACCGGAAAAAAUUGGCAAAUUUGUGUUAGGUUGGAUAGUUAAACCGAAACCUGGUCACCUACGCCAUGGAAGGUUGCUCACGUUCGACACCGACCAUCGAGGCCUCAACAAAUUCCGAUCCCACGAUGACCCUAAUUUCGAUCUUUUCAUGAGAGUUUUUGGUCAGGCGUAUGAUUAUGCGCUACAAACCAGCGCAUUCCCCUCGCUACGGGAUAGGUUUCCACCCCCUAUCCCCUCGAAUGACAAGCCUACGUCCAGCCCAGAUAUAGCUGGCAAUAUAACGAUUCCUCAUUUCUUAGAGAUGGCCGUGAUUGAUACCUCUGGAUCGAAGAUCGGCGUGUUUGGUACUUUUUGCCUAUAUGGUCUACAAGAAUUAAUCGCUUCUUUUGGAUCUGGCGAUAGGAAUAGGUCUGGCUCUUACCUUACGCUGCGCGUUCCAAUGCUUGCAGCAUUCGGUGCCCUUAUUCACUCGCCUCUUUGUGAUGUUAUGAAGUUGGCCUUAUCCCGGAUAUUUUAUGGCAGUACGAGUACCUUUUCUAAGGGAAUACAGGUCCUUAUUGCUAUUAUAAUGGUGAGCUCCCUUCUACCUUGCCUCCCAUAAAAGAUACCUAUACACUAUUUCCCACCCUUACUAGCAUGUUCCAUACCAAGCGCUGAGCUUUUAUCUAGAUUUAUAUCCUCCACGUAGUUUCUGUGGCUACUUCCGCUCUAAUUGCGGGUGCCCAUACUUGGC
Messenger RNA from Daldinia vernicosa, 1683 nucleotides. RefSeq lists its product as uncharacterized. The coding region runs from base 1 to 1551 and encodes 516 amino acids. The record is from RefSeq and is a predicted model, not a curated record. NCBI's taxonomy places the organism in Eukaryota, Fungi, Ascomycota, Sordariomycetes, Xylariales, Hypoxylaceae. The transcript is spliced from 6 exons.